Molecule: messenger RNA, 3117 nt
Organism: Xyrauchen texanus (razorback sucker)
Lineage: Eukaryota; Metazoa; Chordata; Actinopteri; Cypriniformes; Catostomidae
Product: signal transducer and activator of transcription 4-like
Exons: 24
Coding region: 374-2584 (736 amino acids)
Biological process (GO): regulation of cell population proliferation; cytokine-mediated signaling pathway; regulation of transcription by RNA polymerase II
Molecular function (GO): DNA-binding transcription factor activity, RNA polymerase II-specific; RNA polymerase II cis-regulatory region sequence-specific DNA binding
Source: RefSeq, a predicted model, not a curated record
UGUUCAUGACGUGCUCAACAUUUCCUUGAAGAACCCACCUGCAUACCAGUUCAGCGAUAAUCACUGAACAAGUUUGUUGACGUUUAUGCCCUAAAUGACAUUAAUGUUCCCGCUGACGGGACCGUAAAAAUCCAUUCCAGAUUUCAAGGGACAUUUGUAGGGUCUCUCGACGAUUGAAGGAAAUAUCCGAACAGCAGUUCACCCAAAACUGUCGGAUCAAGGUCUGCAGUCAGAGUGCAAGUCUUUUUAGGAACUGAAUUCGGUUUAAAGCGUGGUUGUCUGCCAUACUGAACUCUGAGAUUUUGUAUUGCGCAAACCACAGCGAGGAAUAAACUUCUCUGGAUUAAACUUUGAUACGAUUAACAGCACCACUAUGAGCCAGUGGAAACAAAUUCAGCAACUGGAUAUUAAGUUCCUCGAGCAGGUAGACUAUUUUUAUGAUGAUAAUUUCCCAAUGGAGUUGAGACAGGUGCUGGCCACCUGGAUUGAAUGUCAGGACUGGGAAACAGCCUCAAACCAUGAGUCUAUGGCUACUGUACUUUUCAACAACUUCCUCAUACAGUUGGAGAGGCAGUGUUCUCAGGAGCAGAACUUUCUUCACAGGCACAACUUAAAGAGAAUAUUUAAUCAGAUACAGGAGAAGUACAAAGCAAACCCUCUUCACAUGGCUGCCGUCAUCUGUAACUGCCUGAGGGAAGAGCGACGCAUCUUAUCCACAGCCAGCAUGCAGGAACAGGGUCCACUGGAGAAGUCAAUGCAGAACUCUGCAGCCUUGGAAAAACAUAAAAUCCUCGACAACAAAGUGGCAGUAAUAAGAAGCAGCGUUCAGAUGCUGGACCAGGCUGUGAAGUAUCUUGAAGACAUGCAGGACGAUUUUGACUUUCGCUACAAAACACUCCAGCUUAGAGAUCCAGUUGACAGAAACUCUUUGUCCAUGAAGCAGGAAGUAACUGCACUUCAGGACAUCCUGAACCGCCUGGAUUUUAAAAGAAAGGAGAUUUUGUUAAAAAUUGCCGAUGUUAUAAAGGAAAUCGAUGCCCUGAUUUCCUCUCAGCUCAACCCUGAACUGAUCGAAUGGAAACGAAGGCAACAGAUUGCCUGUAUCGGAGGCCCAGUUCUGUUAGGACUGGAUCAGCUCCAGAACUGGUUUACCCUGACGGCCCAGAGUCUUUUCCAGAUUAAAAGACAGCUUGACAAACUGGGUGAACUGAUUCUGAAGGUCACUUACGAGAGUGAUCCAAUCCCACUACAGAGACCACAGAUGGAGGAGCAAGUCAAAUAUCUGAUCUACCACCUCAUCAAAAGUUCCUUUGUGGUGGAGAAACAGCCCUGCAUGCCAACACACCCUCAGAAACCACUAAUCAUCAAAACACAAGUGCAAUUCACCACCAAGGUCAGAUUACUUGUUAAAUUACCUGAGGUAGAUUAUCAACUCAAAGUCAAAACAACAUUUGACAAAGACCUUCCACCAGGCAAAGUGAAUAGGCAGUUCUUCAUCCUCACCAACAACACCAAAGUGAUGGAUGUCGAGGAGUCGACUGGCUGCCUAUCAGUAGAGUUCAGACAUCUGCAGCUGAAAGAGAGAAAGUGUCCUACAGGAGGAAAAGGAAAUGAGGGUCCCCUGUCGGUAACAGAGGAGUUACACUCGCUCAUUUUUGAGGCCAUGCUGAUGUUACAGGGUCUUGAUAUUGAUCUUGAAACUUGCUCCCUGCCUCUGGUGGUCAUCUCCAAUGUCAGUCAGCUCCCUGGGGGCUGGGCAUCUGUCAUGUGGUACAACUUGCUAACUAAUGACCCAAAGAACCUUGGAUUCUUCAGUAAUCCAUUACGGGCAAGUUGGAGCCAACUGUCAGAGGUGCUUAGUUGGCAGUUCUCAAGUUUUGCUGGCCGAGGUCUCAACAAGGAACAGCUUAACAUGCUGGGAGAUAAACUUUUGGGUACAUUGUGUCAACAAGCAUCUUAUAAUGACUGCCAGGUUUCUUGGUCCAAGUUCUGGAAGGAGACCAUCCCUGGCAAAUCAUUUAGUUUUUGGCUGUGGCUGGACUCAAUCCUGGACCUUAUUAAGAAACAUUUACAUCCUGUUUGGAUUGAUGGUUACAUAAUGGGAUUCGUGAGUAAAGAGAUGGAACGUGCCAUACUGAAGGAGAAGGAGCCAGGAACAUUCCUGCUGCGCUUUAGUGAAAGUCACCUCGGAGGAAUCACCUUCACCUGGGUAGAACAAGAUGAAUAUGGAGAGCCGAAGUUCAUCUCUGUAGAGCCGUACACGAAAAACCGUCUCAGCGCCUUGGCCAUUGCUGAUAUUAUACGGGACUAUAAGGUCAUUGCAGAUGGUGUUGUCCCAGAGAAUCCUCUGAAGUUCCUUUACCCUGACAUCCCCAAAGAUGAGGCUUUUGGGAAACAUUACAAUAGUCAUUCAAACAAAGUUUGUCCUUAUUUCCCGACACACUUGGUUCCAGUUUCCCAUCGGGAUGGCCGAGUCCAACAAGCAUGUUCCUCUCCUGAGCCGCCAAUGUCUCCCGGAAUGUUUGACAUUCUCAGCCAGCAGCUCACUCCCUUCGAGUUUGAAAGCGCAAUGAGUUCACCAUAGAAAAGAGCAACAACUUUUGUUUGGAUCCAGGAGUCUGGGUGGCUUUUAAGCUUUCCAUCUCCUCAUUCCUGUUAUUUUUGUUAUUCUUAUCUAUUGUUUUCACUCUUCUGGCUCUGUGCCAAUAUAGUGAAUCUCUUCUCUGUUUGGAUUUUCUGACAAAGAAUGUAUAUUGCAAAAUACUGACAAUAUGAAAAUGUAUCAUAGAUGAAUCAUGUCAAAAUUUGGGCUUGUAAUGAACCAUUCAUUGUAAACGGUAUAUGGUUGAAGGUCUCAUUAUCUGUACAAUUGCCUAAACGUUAAUGUCUUAAUGUUACAAUGCAUCUUACUGUACAUAUUUAUGACGUAGCUCCUUGUUGCUUAGCAAGAAUCUUUUUUAAAUAAAAAAUUAUAUGGUCUCUGCAAUAUAUAUAUAUAUAUAUAUAUAUGUAUGUAUUUUUUAGGGCUGUCAAUCGAUUACAAUUUUUAAUCAAAUUAAUUACAUGGUGUCCCGAUUAAUUAAUAGCAAUUAAUCGCAUAUACAAAUAUUUGCUGAA